Magnusiomyces paraingens is the source of this 516-nucleotide messenger RNA. RefSeq lists its product as uncharacterized. The transcript has a single exon. The record is from RefSeq and is a predicted model, not a curated record. Lineage: Eukaryota; Fungi; Ascomycota; Dipodascomycetes; Dipodascales; Dipodascaceae. Bases 1 to 516 code for a protein of 171 amino acids.
AUGCCUGAUCUUAUUAAUAAAGCUACUCACUUGAAGCAGAAUGCUCACAAGGCCAAGAGCUUUGCACGUAAGGUGCAACGCCGUCGUGCCCAAGCUGCUCGUGCUUCUCAGCUUUCUGCAACUGUAAAGCCUUCGUCCAAGGGAUCUUCGACUGCUCUUGUUGUUCGCACUACGACUUCAGUUGCAACUGGUCUUUCUUCCAAAACUAUUUCUAAGAAAAAGCAGAUUAAGCGUGAUCGCAAUGCAAGAUACCAGAACAAGGCUGCGGCCGCUGUGGCCGCUGCGAUCCACGCCGAGCUUUCUGGAGAAAUGCAAAUUGAUGGCGAACAGCAGGAAAUGUCAUCGACCCAGCGUAAGGCUAAGGCCCGCAGAGAGGCAAACGCACGUGCCAGAGAACAAGCACUUGCUUUGGCAGCUGUGCUUGCUGGUGAUAACUCAGCAGCUGUACUAGAAGGCGAGAUGGAGAUUGAAACAAACGGUAGUGGUACUACGUUAGGACGACCCCGUCAAUUUUAA